AUGCAAAAGACGGUCACCAGCGCGACACUACCUAUCAAUAUCCCCGUAAUUGACCAGCUCCGAAGCACCAAUAUCUGGUGCGGCGCCCAGGAUGCUUCCGACCACGAUAGCGGUGCGUUUACAGGCGAAGUAUCAGCGUCCGUUCUGGCGGAAUUAGGCUGCCGUCUGGUCGAAGUUGGUCAUGCCGAAAGACGGCAGUACUUCGGCGAGACGGACGAGGUCACCGCCAGGAAGGCAGCGGCGGUGGCAAGAAAUGGCAUGGUACCGCUCAUCUGUAUCGGGGAGAAGACGAGGGGCGAAACGUGGCACUCGGCGGCAGAGGAGUGUCAGCGUCAGGUGGAAUCGGUCCUGGCACUUGUCCCUAGUGACGCCGAGGUUUUGCUGGCGUAUGAGCCCGUUUGGGCGAUUGGAGCGGCGCAACCGGCGGCCGUGGACUACGUCGUAGAAGUUACGUUGGCGAUACGAGGGCUGCAAUGUGUCGAAAAGAGACCAGGAAUUACGAGGAUAAUCUACGGAGGAAGCGCCGGGCCAGGGCUAUUCAAGCAGCUUAAGAACGGGGGACUCGACGGCUUGUUCUUGGGAAGGUUUGGCCAUGAUCCCGCGCAAUUCUUCAAGACUAUUCAGGAGAUUGCAGACGCGUAA
This is a messenger RNA of Parascedosporium putredinis, 642 nucleotides long. Lineage: Eukaryota; Fungi; Ascomycota; Sordariomycetes; Microascales; Microascaceae. The record is from the annotation of a GenBank genome assembly.